This is a messenger RNA of Corylus avellana, 1059 nucleotides long. RefSeq names its product galactinol synthase 2-like. The record is from RefSeq and is a predicted model, not a curated record. Gene Ontology annotation, molecular function: glycosyltransferase activity. NCBI's taxonomy places the organism in Eukaryota, Viridiplantae, Streptophyta, Magnoliopsida, Fagales, Betulaceae.
AUGGCACCUGAAGCAAUAUCUGAGCCUACGAAUGCGCACAGGAGGGCAUAUGUGACAUUCUUGGCUGGCAAUGGUGACUACGUGAAAGGGGUUGUUGGUUUGGCUAAGGGUCUGAGGAAGGCCAAGUCAGCCUACCCUCUAGUGGUUGCCAUUCUGCCGGACGUGCCGGAGGAUCACCGUCAAAUUCUUGUGUCUCAGGGAUGUAUUGUCCGUGAGAUUGAGCCGCUGAAGCCUCCGGAGAACCAGACUCAAUAUGCCAUGGCAUACUUUGUCAUCAACUACUCUAAACUUCGUAUUUGGGAGUUUGUGGAGUAUGACAAGAUGAUUUACUUGGACGGUGAUAUAGAAGUGUUUGAGAAUAUCGAUCACCUCUUCGACUCGCCGGAUGGCUACUUUUAUGCUGUGAUGGACUGCUUUUGUGAGAAUUCGUGGUUGAAUUCUCCUCAGCAUAAUAUUGGGUACUGCCAGCAGUGCCCUGAAAAGGUGCAGUGGCCGGCUGAGCUGGGCUCGCCUCCUCCACUCUACUUCAAUGCGGGAAUGUUCGUCUACGAGCCUAACCUUUUGACUUACCAUGAUCUCUUGGAGACUGUCAAAGUCACCCCCCCCACUUUAUUUGCUGAGCAGGACUUCCUUAACAUGUACUUCAGGGAUAUAUAUAGGCCUAUUCCUCCCAUAUACAACCUUGUUUUAGCCAUGCUCUGGCGUCACCCUGACAAUGUGGACGUUGAGAAAGUAAAGGUUGUCCACUACUGUGCUGCGGGGUCAAAGCCUUGGAGGUACACAGGGGAAGAAGAAAACAUGGAGAGGGAAGACAUAAAGAUGCUGGUGAAGAAAUGGUGGGAUAUUUAUGAGGAUGAGUCUUUGGAUUACAAGAAUACCAUGUCUAACUUCAAAGCUGACCCUGAUCUCAUCAAGGCUCUGUCGGAGGCUGCUGCUGUUGACCACAUGGCUGCUCCACCCGCUGCUUAAUUAUGUCGUUAUAUGAACUUCCACUACUGUCUUUAAUUAGAGUAUUGACAAGUAGGAGUUGAAAUUUAUAGGCCAAAUUAUGAUUUAGUA